AUGGGGUCACCAGUGAUUCCAGAAACUGGUGAAAACAGUAUUAUCUACGUUCCUGGUGCAGUCAAUUGUCUUAGUAAAGAAGAUAUUUAUAAUGCUGAAAAAGUUAUUGCACAAACAAAAGUUCUGUUAUGUUGUAAUGAAUGCCAAUUAGAUGUAUUAUUAGAAGCUCUAAAGGUUGCUCAAAAACAUAAAGUUUAUACAAUUGUUAAUGCUGCUCCAAUAUGUCCUGAACCUUAUGACAGUGUUUAUCCUCUAUGCGAUAUUCUGUGUGUGAAUGAAGUUGAAGUAGAAGCAAUAACAAAUUUGAAAGUAAUUACAAUUGAAUCAGCAUAUAAUGCUUGCACAGUUUUAUUGAAUAAAGGAUGCAAUGUAGUUAUCAUAACUUUAGGAGCUAAAGGAGCAGUGUUUUGUACAAAGGAUAACCCAAAACCUAAACAUGUUCCUGCAAAAAAAGUAGAUGCUGUAGAUACUACUGGUGCUGGUGAUGCAUUUUUAGGAAGUUUAACAUAUUACAUUGCUUUACAUCCUAAUCUCUCUCUGGAAGAAAAGAUUUCACGUUCUUGUGAAAUAGCUUCCGUAAGUGUUUUAUCUAGUGGCACACAGAAAAGUUUUCCAUAUAGAAAAGAAUUAGAAGAAAGAUUGUUUGUUUGAAUAUGUAUAUUCUAUGAUUUAAUUUCCUUCAUAUUGGGUAAUAUAAUGCAUUUAUUAAGGAAACUUCAAUCCAAUGUAAUUGGAUUCAUAUGUUAUUGUAAAACCAAGUUAAAGUACUUCGUAAAAAUAAAAA
This is a messenger RNA of Centruroides sculpturatus (bark scorpion), 784 nucleotides long. Its product is annotated as ribokinase-like. The record is from RefSeq and is a predicted model, not a curated record. The coding region runs from base 1 to 651 and encodes 216 amino acids. The transcript is spliced from 5 exons. Gene Ontology annotation, molecular function: kinase activity. Lineage: Eukaryota; Metazoa; Arthropoda; Arachnida; Scorpiones; Buthidae.